UCUCGUCCAAUGAACGCGCGUAAUGGGGAGGGGGAAAAAGACGGCGUGAAGCCCAAUCGCAGCGCCAUUACACUUGAGGGCAAAGAGGUUAGGAAGCCGGCAUGGCGCUCCGGUCAAUAAAAUCGAUAGCUGGAAGCUGCCUGUGUUCCAGGCAAAGGCGGUGCGGUAGCAGCGCCGCCAUUUUCCCCGAAGGCAUCUUCCGGUGCCUUUCACCCAAGUUCGGGCAGGAGUUUCCUGAAUAACAGCAAAAGGUUUCCGUUAGCCCCGCAGGCGGCCAAUUCCGAUUCCCUCCGGGCCUCCCCGGCCACGCUCAGCCCUGGUCCGGCAGGGGCUCCUCGAUCCCAGGGGCCGCCAGCGCCCGAGGGCCGAGGCCUGGACAGGGAAGGCCGUGGCGCCGGCUUCUCGGGUCCCAUGGCGCCACCUUCGGCUCCGCUCCCUGCGCAGGGACCAGGAAAGGCCAGACCCAGUCGGAAAAGGGGCAGGAGGCCGAGGGCUCUGAAGUUCGUGGACGUGGCCGUGUACUUCUCCCCGGAGGAGUGGGGCUGCCUGCGGCCCGCGCAGAGGGCCCUGUACCGGGACGUGAUGCGGGAGACCUACGGUCACCUGGGCGCGCUCGGGUGCGCAGGUCCCAAACCAGCCCUCAUCUCCUGGUUGGAACGAAACACCGAUGACUGGGAACCGGCUGCUCUAGAUCCGCAGGAGUACCCGAGAGGGCUAACAGUCCAGAGAAAUGGAAUCUCGCUCUCUCGCCCAGGAUGGAGUGCAGUGGCACAAUCUCGGCUCACUGCAACCUCUGCCUCCCGGGCGAUUCUCCUGCCUCAGCCUUCUGGGUAGCUGGGAUUACAGAAAGCAGAACCAGAAAGAAGAAUGGGGAGAAGGAAGUAUUCCCGCCUAAGGAGGCACCCCGAAAGGGGAAGCGAGGCCGGAGGCCCAGCAAACCCCGACUGAUUCCCAGGCAGACGUCCGGGGGCCCCAUCUGCCCUGACUGCGGCUGUACCUUCCCUGAUCAUCAGGCCCUGGAGAGCCACAAGUGCGCCCAGAAUCUAAAAAAGCCUUACCCUUGCCCAGACUGUGGGCGCCGCUUUUCCUAUCCAUCCCUGCUGGUCAGUCACCGGCGGGCACACUCCGGCGAGUGCCCCUAUGUUUGUGACCAGUGUGGCAAACGUUUCUCCCAGCGCAAGAACCUCUCCCAGCACCAGGUCAUCCAUACAGGGGAGAAGCCUUAUCACUGCCCUGACUGUGGUCGCUGCUUCCGGAGGAGCCGGUCCUUGGCCAAUCACCGGACCACACACACAGGCGAAAAACCCCACCAGUGCCCUAGCUGUGGACGUCGCUUCGCCUACCCCUCCCUGCUAGCCAUCCACCAGCGUACACACACGGGAGAGAAGCCCUACACUUGCCUCGAGUGCAACCGCCGCUUCCGCCAGCGCACGGCCCUCGUCAUCCACCAGCGCAUCCACACGGGCGAGAAGCCCUACCCGUGCCCGGACUGCGAGCGGCGCUUCUCCUCCUCCUCUCGCCUGGUCAGUCACCGGCGUGUGCACUCCGGGGAGCGUCCCUAUGCCUGCGAGCACUGUGAGGCCCGCUUCUCCCAGCGCAGCACGCUGCUCCAGCACCAGCUCUUGCACACCGGAGAGAAGCCCUACCCCUGCCCAGAUUGUGGGCGUGCCUUCCGGCGGAGCGGCUCCCUGGCCAUCCAUCGCAGCACGCACACAGAGGAGAAGCUGCACGCCUGCGACGACUGUGGUCGCCGCUUUGCCUACCCCUCACUGCUGGCCAGCCACCGGCGCGUGCACUCGGGCGAGCGGCCCUAUGCCUGCGACCUUUGCUCCAAGCGUUUUGCUCAGUGGAGCCACCUGGCCCAGCACCAGCUGCUGCACACGGGGGAGAAGCCUUUCCCCUGCCUCGAGUGUGGCCGGUGCUUCCGCCAGAGGUGGUCUCUGGCUGUCCACAAGUGUAGCCCCAAGGCCCCAAACUGUAGCCCUAGAUCUGCUAUCGGGGGCUCCAGUCAGAGGGGCAACGCCCAUUAGAAGGGGAAGGACUGCCUACGUUCAUUUCAUUUUAUGGAGGGUCCCAGAAAAGGGAAGGAGGAGCCCCAGGUCAUACAGGGCAGAGUCAGAACUAAACCCGGGUCUCCUGCUGCACAGAGCUGAACUUUGUAUCUUGCAAUGCGCUGGCUGCCUCCCUGUGCGUGUCUGGAACAGUCCCAUUAGGAGAGGUGACAUCAUUUGGUUAAAGUUUUCCAAGCUACCCUAUCCUAAAAUAGUUUGUGUGGAUAUCAGGGCUAAAAGCUCUCCCCAUCUAUUUUAGGGGCUGUCUGCUUUUCUAGUCUGUCCACACAGGGAUUGCCUGUCAUCUUGCAUGCAAUCAGGAGAAUCUCAUAGGGGCAGGACCUUCCCCUACUCUGCCUCUUCCUCCAUACUAGGUUGGAAAAAUCUGGUUUAGCCCACUUUUUGCAACACUCCUGCCAAGUGGUCUUCUAACCAUUGCUUGAAAAUCUCUCUUGACAGGGAGCUCACUACCUCACAAGGCAGGUCAUUUCAUUGUGGGAUCUAUAGAAGGUUAAGUACCACAUUCUCCUCUAAACCUUGCCUACGACAUGUUUAAUACUUCAUCUACAUAGCAGCCCUUCAGAUAAUCACAACCACUUUGCCCCCAAGUUUUCAGGUUAAGUAGCAUGAAUUUGGUCAUUCCUUAAAGACAGGGUUUCAAUUUCCACACAUGAUCUCUGCAAACAGGCACUGGGUUUUCAGUGUCCUUUUUGAAGGGUCAUAUAAAAAUAAGGUAACACCCACAGUGCCACUACACCUUCUGGGGCUGGACUUGUUUCAGCAGCUUUGGUUGCACUGAAUUUGGGGGAGCUGCAAGGUACCAGGGGUUUAUUGGGUUGCAGAUAUAUAAAUGCCCUAAACUUAAAAAAAAAAAAAAAAAAGCUAUAAAGCUAAGUCUUCAUCUUGUAUUUGGAAAAUUGGUUCAAGCUGGGUAUGAGACAUAAGUGUAGUCAGCUCUGGGAGAAGGUUGCUCUUAAGGAGAAGCAGGGACCUGUGGUUUAGCAGCAGGAAGUGCAAAUGGGACUGGCUUGUGCUCUACCUGGCAGACCUGGAUUGGCUUCAGGCAGCCAGUGCCUGGAAAAGCCUGGAGAAUUGGGCCGUACUUGACCCUGAUUCUCAUCAGGCACAGAUGAAUCACAUAAUACACAGAUGAAUCACAGGCACCUAAGAAUCGGCACAGAACUUCCGUGAGGCCUCAGUCAGCAUUUUUUCACAAAAUGAGCUGAGGCCAUUCAAGGAGGCUAGAAAGAGGGAACUGAAUCCAGAGAGGAAGAGUCUAUAGUCAUCAAGUUGUAUCCAUGCCAGCCUCCCUCCACAGAGGUGGCAGCAGCGUGGCUCAAUCUGAUCCACCUCCAUGGCACCCACUGGGUAGGUGCUUCAUAAAGCUUUACCGAGUUAAAUGUGAACAAGGCCUACCACUUUGCCUUGGGCAGCUGCACCAAAUUAGAAUUUCCAGAUGUGACUCAUCUCAUAUUCCAACAGCUGGAGUGGGUCAUCCUUUACCCCUGUGGCUCCUUCCUACAGCUCUCCUGAUCUCAGCACAAGCAGGGGAGCAGCUGGGGGAACACAGCUUUAUGUAAUUACCUCUGUUCAAUAUUUAGCAAGUUGCAUUGUAACAUUGUAACUGUUUGUUUCUCCUUGGAUGAUGAGCUACCCCCAAGAAGGGGUCAUAUCAGAUUGGGUCUCAUUAAAAUGUCUGAUGAAUGAA
Pan troglodytes (chimpanzee) is the source of this 3759-nucleotide messenger RNA. It is a transcript of the gene ZNF689, whose product is annotated as zinc finger protein 689. The coding region runs from base 756 to 2030 and encodes 424 amino acids. Gene Ontology annotation, cellular component: nucleus. The record is from RefSeq and is a predicted model, not a curated record. The transcript is spliced from 4 exons. Lineage: Eukaryota; Metazoa; Chordata; Mammalia; Primates; Hominidae. Gene Ontology annotation, biological process: regulation of transcription by RNA polymerase II. Gene Ontology annotation, molecular function: DNA-binding transcription factor activity, RNA polymerase II-specific.